Messenger RNA from Theobroma cacao (cacao), 651 nucleotides. RefSeq lists its product as uncharacterized. NCBI's taxonomy places the organism in Eukaryota, Viridiplantae, Streptophyta, Magnoliopsida, Malvales, Malvaceae. Gene Ontology annotation, cellular component: nucleus. Gene Ontology annotation, biological process: ubiquitin-dependent protein catabolic process. The record is from RefSeq and is a predicted model, not a curated record. Gene Ontology annotation, molecular function: ubiquitin protein ligase activity.
AUGGAAGACGAGAACAAGAGUGUCUCUCACGUUUCGAUCGUAGACAUGGAAGUUCCAUGUGACAAAACGUCGUCGUCGUCAUCGGCUCCUAUGUUCGAAAUUGAGGUUAAGGCGACGUUUAUCAUCGUGGAGAAAAAUACCGGCGCAGGAGAUGAAAUGUUUGUCGAGGCCGGGAGGAUUAUUUCUCAUGUGAUCCACGAGUUCCCCAUGGAAGACUUGAUUAACGAUGGCAACGGUGCCGUUUCGGAUAUGCUCAACUCCAUGCGCGUCCCGGUGCAGCCGUCCAUGGUGGAAGAAAUCGCCGUCUGCGCGGUUCGCUUGGUGACGACUGCUAGAUACAGAAACAGCAAGGUUUUGAGGAUGCAGGUGGAGAUUGAAGCGGUUGUGGAUGACGUUCCUGACUUUGGGACUGAUGAUGACUCGGACGGUGAUGAUGAUGAAGGGCCGGUGAAGGCGGAGGAGGUGGCGGAGAAUGUGGGGAAGGUGGUGGUUGAGGGGUCGGGAAAGGAUUGUCCAAUCUGUUUGGAAGAGUUGGUGGUGGGUUUCGAAGCGGCGUGCAUGCCUUGCUCGCAUGUUUUUCAUGAUCAUUGCAUCGUGACUUGGCUGAACAGGAAGAAACGCUGCCCUUGUUGUCGUUUUAAGUUGUCUUAG